UGGAGGGAGCCGUCGUCUUUUUAACGUCAACGUUUCUCGACAGGACUGAGCACAUCAUUUGGGAUAGAGGGGAAACGUGGGACGGAAAGUGACAACCCUCUUUUUAUAACGCGGCACAGACUCAAAUCAGGUGUUCAAUUACUAGCGCUUCAGAAACGAGCCACUCUGCAAAGGUUAUCUGGAGGAUACCUCUUGAACCUUUAGAAGUGCACACAGUCAACCAAGAGCAAGAAGUCUAAGAUGCCAGCACCAGCAUCAUCACAGGAAUAUGUGCCCCCAGAUGGUGGUUGGGGCUGGGCAGUGGUCAUAGGAGCUUUUGUCUCAAUUGGAUUUUCUUAUGCAUUUCCUAAAGCCAUAACUGUGUUCUUCAAGGAGAUUCAGGAGAUCUUUGACACCUCAUACAGUCAGAUUGCAUGGAUCUCUUCAACAACAUUGGCUGUUAUGUACGCUGGAGGACCCGUGAGCAGCAUCUUAGUAAACAAGUAUGGAUCACGUCCAGUGAUGAUGUUUGGAGGUUUGCUAUGUUCAAUUGGAAUGAUAUCUGCUUCAUAUUGCAACAGUAUCCUUGGACUCUUUAUGUGUGUAGGCUGCAUUGGAGGCCUAGGAUUGGCAUUCAACCUUCAACCAGCUUUAACAAUGAUUGGAAAGUACUUUUACAAGAAGCGCCCCAUUGCCAAUGGGCUGGCAAUGGCUGGUAGCCCAGUGUUCCUGAGCACCUUGGCACCUCUGAAUCAGUAUUUAGUUAAUGUCUUUGGUUGGCGAGGCAGUUUCUUCAUCCUCGGAGCAAUCCUGUUGAACUGCUGUGUGGCAGGAUCCUUGAUGAGGCCACUACAACCCAAAAAGACCACCGAUAUAAAAGAUGCACAGUUUUCCACUCUAAAGAAAGAAGAUGGCAAGGAUUUGGGGGAUGGUCUGUCACAGAAAAAGAAGAAGAAAUCAAGCUUCUUUGCCAUAAUUAAUAAUUAUCUGGAUCUCACCCUCUUCAAACAUCGGGGAUUUCUGAUCUACUUGUCAGGAAAUGUCAUUAUGUUUUUUGGAUUCUUUGCUCCAAUUGUUUUCUUGGCUUCUUAUGCCAAGCACAUGGGCAUAGAUGAGUAUUCUGCAGCAUUCCUGCUUUCCAUCCUCGCUUUUGUAGAUAUGUUUGCAAGACCCAGCAUGGGCCUGCUUGCAAACUCCAAAUGGGUGAGGCCGAAGAUCCAAUAUUUCUUCAGCUUUGCUGUCUUCUACAAUGGCUUCUGCCAUGUCAUGUGCUCAUUGGCGAAUGACUUUACAGGCCUAGUUGUCUAUACCAUCUUCUUUGGCUUUGCCUUUGGAAUGGUGAGUGCUGUUCUCUUCGAAACGUUGAUGGACCUAGUUGGUGCUAAAAGGUUCUCAAGCGCAGUAGGACUCGUCACUGUUGUAGAGUGUUGUCCAGUACUUCUGGGGCCACCACUGGCAGGAUGGCUGGUAGAUAUAACUCAUGACUACAAGUACAUGUACCUAGUGUGUGGAAGCAUUGUGAUCGUAGCGAGCGUCUUUUUAUUCAUUGCAAAUGCCAUCAACUACCGGCUUUUGGAGAAGGAGAAGAAGAUGGAGGAGGAAAAGACAAAGCCUCCAAUCGAUGAUGCAGAACUCAAUGAUAUCUGUGAUAAUGGCACUGAUGAUAUUGAAAUUAAUCCCCAGAUGUUAAUGGGAAUGUCUUCUGAGAAGGAAACUAAUAUUUAACACGACCCGAUGUUGUGCGUAUGCACUUGGAUAUGAGUGUCAAAAUUUUCAUUUCACUUCAGAAGGUGGGCAUGUCAACAACGGGUAGGUAUUUUCUGCUGCAUAAACACUUCAUUGAACCUGUCGUCCCUUUGAAGCCUCACAUUUUACCCAAGCUUAAAGUCCUUUAGGGGGCAUCACAGAUGAUUCUGCUGCUGCCCUGCACUGUUAAUGAAAUAUGCCUCAUUUAUCGAGGCACGAAGGUUUGAUGCAUUUCUAAGGAUUAAACUGGAGGGAGACAAAUCUCCAUCAACCCAUUCCGUCCAAAUGCUCACCUUUAUAAGCUGCCACUGUGCAGCUAUUUUGAACCCUUAUCGUAAUUGUUGCUGCUAAGCAAUUUUAAUAGUACAGCAACUCAGCAAAAUAAAUGGACCCAGUAGUAUGUUCCCUAUUGAAUUCAAUUUAAUGUUACUAUGCACUAUAUAUUUUAAAAAAUUUAUAACCGGUCUAUGAUGUCUGUGCUGGGAACGGCAUAAAUUAAAAUGUUCAAACUCUGUAGAGGUGCAGAGUCAGACUGCAAGCAAAAGAAUCAGUAGUGUCUGGUUCAUUCAGAAGAGGGCAGUAGAUUAAGAAUAAUUGACGAUAUUCUCCUGUUCCGCCCCAUACAAAAGAUGACCCUUCCUAAUCAAAUCUCUAUGGACUUGAAACCAACCUUUCAUUAAGUUUGACUUUCAAGAAAGCUAAUGUUCUUUUGUUUUGCGAUUAGAUAGAUUAAAGUCUAGUAAAUGAAAUAAAUUGAGCUCUGCCACUCAAAAAGAUUUUAACCAGAUACAAGAAAGAGCUUGAGGGACAAAGGCCGUUAAGCCUAGAUUUUCUAAUCAAUGUUGUUUUAACACUGGUGAUAACCUCUUUAAUUUUAAAAUAAUACCAAUCAGAAAAUCUAAGCUCGAGUCUUCAUCUGAAAAUGAAAUCGAUGUUGAAAUACUCUAGAGUUUAAGGCUCUGAAGUGAAAUGAAUUUUGACCAAUUCUUAAUGACAGUCAGCUCACAGCACCACACUGCCUGAUAUUUUAGCAUCAAUUGAUGCAAUGUCAAACUUUGUCUGAUAAUUGCUCCUGUGAAGUGCCUUAAGGCAUUUUUCUACACUAAAGGGGCAAAAUAAAUGCAAGUUGUUGGUGCUAUAAAUUGGCAAACUCACUCCUAAGCCACAGGUUAGCUAAUAUUAAAUGGAUAAAUAGCAUUAGCCCAGACUUCUGAGAGUGCAGGGAUAUUUUAUCUGGGCAAUAACUGCACCCUUUUUGACCUGAAGGUGCUCAGCGAAGACACUGGGCGCCUAAAUACUAAAAUGUUCCAUUAUGUCAUGUCCAAAGCUUCUCUUUACCAUCAACAUAUAAGUCACAAAAGAAAAGCCUUAGCAUUUUCUUAAAGACUUUUGUGUAACUAUCCUACUAAACUGGAUUGAUGCCAUUAGAUCUGAUUUUAACUAAAGUUUGUAGGAUGCAGUCUAAAUACUUCUUGUUAUGGUAUUUCAAGACACCAAACAGAAUUUUGUGAUGGAACAGUUUUUAUUUUCUAACAAAUACCUGUUAUGUAAUAAGGUUCACAUUUUAACCGGUGUAACAGUGAGGCCUCAGUACAGAGUAAACACAGCUCAUAUCAUGUUGAUGUAAAAAAUUGCAACAGAGCAUCCAACUGCAACUCUCACUUCCUGUCCUCUGUUAGGGAGUGUCUGUAUGUUGCCGAACCUCUUCAUACAGCAAUACAGCUGGGAAUGAUCACUAGCAACUUGGUGAUAACUGGGCGUGGUCUCAAUCUACUGCGUCAUUGCUGACUCGAGUUAAUGUAAUCUUAUACAUUGAUCUCACUGACAGUGCGACUAGAUGGAAUAAUUCCUAAAUUUAGCACUACCUCUUGCCUUCUGUAGUAAGAUUUCACCUAGUAACCAGGGUAAUUCUCAAAGUACCUACAGUAUUUGAUGUGAAAAUACUGACAAUCUUGUGCAGUUUCUAUCGGAAUAUUAAGACACACACUGUACGAGGUAACUCAAAGCUGACAUACUGGACAGGAAACUGGAAGUUUAGUUUCUGCAGGACACCUUAAGGGCUUCCAAAAUCAUGUGAGCUGUAAAAAGCAGCUUUGCACUUGGAUUCUGUCAGUUCUUCAUUCAGCUAGUUGGCUCACAAUUAUCUGCAGUUUGAUUUAGCAGACACGAGGAUGGAGCGUUCAAUACACUGUUUGUUAUGAAGCAAAUGUGCUGGAGUAAUGCCAGAUACCAGAUUUAUUUUGCCACUUUCAACAUGUUUUUUUCAGAUACAGGCAGUGUAUUAUAAUUUUAAGGUAUGAUGGAAAUAGAAAGAAAGUUGACAACCUGGUCAUCAUCUACUGGUGACUACUAUUACAGCCCAAAGCAUCUUCUUUGAAAUAUUGUGGCUCAUGACCCUUGAUGCUGUACUUGGGCAAUGCCAUUCGCUCAAAGAAAGAAGUAAUUUCUGGAGGUAAGUUGAGCCAACAGCAGUCAUUUAGAGUAAAGAAGCGUUGCUGCUCAUUGAAGUCCGAAGUGUCCUCUACUCUCCAGUAAAUGAUAGCAACCAGCUUGUUGAGGAGAGGGAGUUAUGAAGGACAUUGUGGAGAAGGAUGACUUCCUGUUAGAUGGUGCUUGUGACUUUAAGCCUUGCUGUCUCACAAAUGGGCAUUAAUUUUAAUUCUCCCUCUGCCUCUGAUGAGCUUUCUCUAAUGCAGGAUUUUGAAGACUGAAGGUUGGAGCUUAUUGACCAAAUUCAGUGGCCAUUUGGAGAAGAGAUAAGACGUAGCUGUCACAUAUCCUUAGAAAUCUUCACUGUGACAAAUUGGUUAUGUAGCAACUUUUUAAACCCAGUAAGGUAAAGUCACCAUAACCCUAGCAGACUGUAGCACUACUCUGUCAUUAAUGAGAGAUAACUGGUGGUGAGUUUAACUGAAGGCUCACUAGAUCUCAGAAAAGGACAAGAUGGAGAAAGUUGGACCUUCAUGGUCACCUUGGCUGCUAUGGGAACUGAACCCGUGCUGUUGGUGUCACUGUACAUUGCAAACCAGCCAUCCUGCCACUGAGCUAACCUGCUCCACUUAAGCUCAACAACUGUCACAUAUCUUAAGUAUUUCCAGUAUUAGAAAUGUGUAUUAUCGAUAGGCCUAUAUGGUAACUUCUUUUGCAGACACUUCUUGAAACUUACAAAUCAAUAGGCUACAAUGCAUGAAGCUCAGUGUUUGAGAAGUAACGUCUGUGGACUUUAAAGCAACUUCGGUUCAGAGCUGAUGUUCCUUUCUAGAAUGAAAUAAAGACAGUGUAAGAUCAGGAGUAAAAUAUCUUUUCCUCCACCUUUGUCAAUAAUUGAGACGAAUGUUGGGUUUAAUAUAAGCAGAGCCAAGUAUGAUUGGUUAAGUUUAAUGUUUGAUCUGUUAAUCCCAAAUAGAACUUGAGACGCAGCGAAUACACUGAUGUCAAAAGUUGAAAUAAAAUGUCACAAGUCUUCAUUGGCUAGCAACUCAAACAGAAUUGCACUAAAGUGAUGCAUAACGAUGAAGUUGCUAUAUAAUAGCUAUUCCAAAAGCACAAAUUAUAAUGCAAGUACUCUCUUAACAUCCAUGUGAGUCUGAUCAUUUUAAUUGUUGGAAGGUGCAAAACAUACCUGUCACUUUCUAACAAACUGAUACUCGGAUUUGAGCAGGCAUUGUCCUUUCAGACAGAGCAUGUAAAAUCUUUGCUUUCUCGGACCCUACGUGAGGGCUGGCAUGUGAUCAAUUUGGCAUUCCUAUAAUGGAGAAAGUAAGCUGGAUCCCAUCCCAUUACAUUCUUGGCACAUCACAGACUUCAACAGUGGUGUCCUGACAAAUCAGACGCUAAAAAUGUACGGCUCAUUAAGACCAUUGGUGAAAGCCUGUUCUUCAGGGCAUCCAACAUCAAGAACACAAUGAUUACUUCUUGUAGGAGGUGUGAGCAGGAGAAAGGGGGCGAUCAGGAAGCAAGGAUAGAGAAGUGACUUUUAAAGGCUACUGCCGUGCACUCCCUUUCCCUUCCUCAUCACUACUGUGGUUGACUCUUAACUGCCCUCUGGACAAUUAGGAAUGGGCAAUAAAUGCUGCCUAGCCAGUGAUGCCCUCAUCCCAUGAAUGAAUAAAGAAAACAAAAUUGCCACGAGAUUGAAGCAUCCAGAGACCCCUCUCAACCAUAUUUGCACCACUCCACCGCAACCCCUGGGUUAUCAGUCGAGAGACCUGCCAGGGAGAAAGGUACUUGAUAAUAGUUGCUUGAGGCCCUUGAGUGGCCAAAAGCUGACCACUUAAAGGGUCUUAAUUGCUGGCAAGUUGACAAACUCCCUAAUGGAUCUUUUCGCCCAGCUCUUACUUGAUUAGAUAGCGAGAAAUAGGGCAGUACCUCUCAAAGGUCAAUUAUCUUCCCAUUUGUCACCUCUCUCACCAUCUGCAGGGGGGGCAUGAAUUGUGCCCUCAAUGUGCAAUUUAUUGUCAUCUCGAUGAUAAAGUGCAGAGGUUGCACAGUGCAUCUGGCGUGCAUUAUUUAGUCCACUUCAACAGUAUUUUUGAUUGUUAUCUGCCCUGUCUGUUUACACUCGAAGUAAGGCCUAGAAAAUGAGAUCAAAAUGACCAAAAGCAGAUCAGAGAAGGCCGACUCUGCCAAAAUGUAUUUCUAUUUUCUGAAAAGUAAAUCAUUACUGCAUUAACAUCAAAUGAAAACGAAGGUCGCUGCAGCGAGUGUCUGAUUGUUACUGGAUCAAUUGGUUAUGCCACAGAGAGGGGUGAAUUAAUUUCCUUCUGUGCAUGUGAAGAUGUUGAGAAUGGAUGAGAAGGCACUUAUCAGAGGCUGGGAAGCCCACUGCGAGAGUUAGUGUUCGAAACAGAGACCAUCAUGUCAACGUUUAGAAAUGGAUUUAUUUGACGGUUGCAGGAAGAGUGAAUAAAAGAGACUGGAGGCAGGAAGGACACAUCAGCUAAGGAUGACUGGGCAUGUGUAGGAUAAAUACCAAUGUGACCUGGUUUGACCUCAUUUGUUUCUUGUGAUUUCUAAAGGUGGUUCAAGGUAUCCUUGUCUUUCAUACUUUGGUAGUCAAUUUAGAGAACCACUGGUCUCAAAGGAGUGACUCAGGCUUUCCAACUAACAAAAGGGAAAGUGAUUUCUUUCUGAACAACCUCAAUAUUAGCUUGCUCCAUGCCGUCACAAGGAAUUACCAGCUUCUCAGGAUGCUUAAGAAUUAGCAAUAAAUGCAGCCUUGCCAGCAACUCCCACUUCCCAAGAACAAUUCCUCUGUGAGUGAAUUACUUUGAGCACAGUACUGGAGCUGUAAUUAGUUUUUCACACCAAUAGCACCUUAAAUCUUAACAUCCACCUACAGACCCAUGCCUGUGAGGAGGAUAACAGAGCCCUGUAUCUCUGUGCACAGCUACAGGGCUGAAUUAUUGUACAUAGUGAGUUGGGAGAGACAAUUUGUUCAAUAACCAGCGUUCCAACCAAUAACAUGAGCUGUGUUUAUGAAAAUACUGAUAUUCUGUGCUUUCCUUCCGAGAAAAUGAAAAGCUGCUGUAAAACAAUCUUUGUAAAUAUCAGGGUGUGGCUCAGAGAAGUUAUUGUAAUGUAUGUAAUAUCUUCUUCCAGUGUGUGUGUGUGUGUGUGUGUGUGUGUGUGUGUGUGUGUGUGUGUGUGUGUGUGUGUGUGUGUGUGUGUGUACACAUUGGGUUAAACUACAAAAUUAUUGUGCCCAUUCUUAUUUAAACAUAAUAAUGCAUCUUCUUUAUGAGCCCAAUGUUUUUAUUCAACCAGUUUCAUAAAAUUCUUUGUACAAAAUUCUUUGAUCCUACCUCCCUAAGACAACUCUUUCGAAGUUGUUAAAAUUCUGUGAUUAGUGUCAGGAGGCUUGUAGAAUUAGUGUAUGAAUUUAUCACAGAUUCCAUUGUUGCACACUUGAGUUUAAGUUCUUCCUGCACAGAAGAAGUUUGUUUUGAGAGUAGCUUAACUUUAAGGAGUUCAAAGAAUUGGAAUUCUUCUGGCUGUCAUGUAAUAACUUACAACAGCAACAAUCUCUUUAUAGCUAUCUGGUCACUCAGGGCUCAACUCAGGUUGAAGUGAGGCUCAGACCACAAAUCAAAUGGCGUAAUAACUGGAUGCAGAUGACUGAGGUCCAACUAUAGGAAUCCCAAAUCAGGAUAAAUUGGGAGUCCCUUGAGGAUAAAAAUGUGUAAAUUCACAGCGUUAAAUUAUGCUUAUGAAUUCCUUCGGGGGCAUAUGAAGGUGUUAUGAAUGUUGUAGAUGGUCAUGCUAGACUCAGAUUAGUGUUUAUUUCCACUGUCAAGCUAACACAUGAGAAAGUAAGGGGUUUUGCUGCUUCUGUUCUUGAGAAUAUUGGAUCUUGGUACUGGGGCCCAAUGUUGGAGAAGUAAUUCAAUUCUGAUGAAGAGUGACCUAGACUGGAAAUAUUAGCUUGCUCUCUUUCUAGAAUACUUCCUGAUCCACCAUGAUUUUCAGCAUUUUUUACUUUUAGUACAGAAUCCAGCAUUUUCCCCUAUAAUUCCCAGUAUCAUUGUCCCUCAUCCUGUUAUCACAUGAACAAGAUAGAACAAAUAUUGAUGGCACUUCAUUGACUUAGCCUGUACAUUUCAUUAAUUCUACCAAUUGAGAAGCCAGCAUUAAAGAUUUGGAGUUAAUUGCAAGAUAUUGAAUAGAUUUGUGCACUUUUCAAAGAGAAUGGAAUAUCUAGCACUGGAAGGCUAUUUUUAUUUAUUUAGAAGUAUUGAUACGAAUAUUUAGUUUAAGUACGUUCAUAAAAUUAUUCUACUGUAACAAAUUUCUAGCAACAGUUCUUGUGACAAAUUGAAGCCUGACAUUGUAAUUGUUGUUUUGCAUGGGUGGAUUCAAUGCAGUACUCGGUGCUUCAAAUAGAUUCACAAUUUUUCUUUUUUUUAAUUAUGGCACAGCAAAUAUGACACUCUGAAACUUUCAUUUCUUUUAGCUAUAUCAGGAAGGUAUGCGUCAUGAACAGUAUCGAUAAACCCAGAAGUCAUUCUUGUCCCUCGUAUUUUUAUUGAUAUAUCUAUUAAUAGUUUGUAAAGACUAAAUUAAUGUUUAAAAUUUCUUCCACUCCUUUUUACUCUAAAUGCAAUAAUUUGAUGGUGUAGCACUAUGAAUUGGUUGCUAACAACUGUACUCACAUUAAAUGUGGCAAAGCCACUGUCAAAUAUAAAUUGAAACUCACGCAUCUGUAGUUAAAACUGCACUUGUUGGUAUUUACAUAACAACCGUUUCUUGUGGGACCAGUCUUGUUUAUACUUUUGUAGCAAAUAGCCUACAAACAAGAAAGAAUUAACAAAGACCUUUUGAGUCAAAUAGAGAGUACUUCCUAUGGGGGUUGUCACGUUCACUGCUAUCAUUUCAGAAGCCUGGUGAGAACCCCAUGAGAGACAGUGUAAAUUCUAUUUACACCAUUCCUCUGGGAUCUCAACCACUUUCUGCCGAAUCUAGUAGAGGAUGCUGGGAACCUCCCCCACCCCUCCAACUGCAAAUUUUAUCCAAGGUCUGUCACUUGUGGCAGUAGCAGGGAAACAAUCGGAAAGCCUGGUCUUCUUGAAUGAAUUGAUCUUGAUGCUUCCAUGCAGAAAGGAGAAUGACACAAGUCUUGUCUGCAAUCCACCUUUCUAUCUAGCGUCAGUCUUUCUGCUGGGACUAGGAAUGUUGUGACAUAUAUUGAUUUGUGAAAGCUAGCCGUGAACUCAUAUUUGUUUUAUUGAUUAGUCCAGGUACCUAAGCUUUAAUAGGAAUGCUUAAGAGCUGGAUGUCCCAUGUGUGUUACCAGGUCUCUAAUGACGACACUCAAAGUAAAUCUCUGUUAACUUGUGUACGUUUUGAUAUUGGAAGGAUAUGUUUCUGACUUCCUGUUGCCAGCGGUCAGUGUUAGAAAUUGAGCUAAUGUUUUGGACAGAACAUUGUGUGGGCCACAGUUUUAAGAUCGUUGCCCAAUGGGGAGCUGUUGAGGAAUCUAGAGGAAGGGGCCACGGUAAAGUUUAAAGUCACCAUAUUCCAACCAGACAAGAGGGAUGCUCUUUCAUUAAAGAGAACAACCGGUGCUGGUUUAACCAUGCCUCAGGUGAGGGAGAGGUUGCGAAGGAAAACAGGGAAAAUGGAACACAACUGAUUUAGAACAAGAGGCCUGAGAAACCACUUUGUGCAGAUGAGAUUGAAGGCUGUGAGACAAACUGCCAAGCAUAUUGGUCAAGCCAUAAACUAUAAUAUUCAUUCACAAUCAGACUGAUGGCUGAAAACAAAAGGGACAGAAGGAAUGUUGUAAAGGGGUAUACAAAUGCUGUCAGUUAAGACCCAGUUUAGCAUGGCUGGUUUCUGAGUUGGAACUUUUGUGUUUUUAAGGUAUUCGCUGUUGUGGGCAUGAAGUCAGGAAAUUAGCCCUAAAGUGUUGCUAUAAACCUGUUAAGAAAAGAUCAAAGUAUAUGUAGUUUCUUGUCAAAAUAAAAUCAUAAUCCAUACAUAUUUUGUGCCCAUAAGUCUUUUGUCUGCUGAAACUAUCUCAAUGAAAUAAUUCCUAGAUUAUACUUAAAAAAAAAUUACUUGUAAUAUAUACACUCAGUAAUAUUAAAAAAAAUGAUAAAAUGUUCCUUACCACCUGCUACAACCUGUAAAUGGAUUGCAAGAAUGCUGGGUGGUGUGUUAUUGAGAAAGCCAAAGCAUGGAUGAUCUACUAUUGCAGCCAAUUAGGCCUUCAACUCUCUGAAGUUCAUGAGUAUUGUGUCUCCUGCCCCCAGGACUGGCAUUUGAUGUGGACUCUCAAUAUCGGGAGGUUUAGUGAUUCUACCUGUGCAGGAAUGAAAAAAAAAGCACAGUAAAUACCCUGCACAAGCUGUUCAUAUUGUCAAAUCACUGAAUGACAGGGUUGCUAAUUCAGGAGAAACCCUCUAAUAUAGUCAGGAUUCAAUUCGGCAAAUGUGUAGCAAAAGUUCACGAUGAAGGAUGAAUUAAAAGCCAUAACAUGUAUUUAUUUGUAAAGCAACUUUUUUUAAAAGAAUCUAGUCGAGUGUUAAUGCAGUGGCUCUGUCCCAAAGGUUGUACUUUAUUAGGUAUAUCAGAUGAUAAGGCUGCACUGGCAAUUUCCUUUCUUUAUGACCUUAAAAUGAAAUUAUUUUGUGCAAAUGUAUAAACUCCAAAUGCAAAGCCAUUUCUGGCUCAGGAUAUUUUAUUUGUGGAUCUCUUUCCCACUUUGUGCGGCCUAUUUUUUUUGUAAAAAAAAUGUUGUAUUGCCUUUCUAUGAUUUGGUAUUUAGCAAUACGCUUAGGUAUGAAUUAAAUACCAGAUCUUGGGAAGAACUGGAAAUGUAAUUUAAUAAGUUGGCAAACUGCCCACUCACAAAAGCAAACUGAUCUGUAUUCCUUUAUGAUUUUCAAUAUUUUAUGUAUCAUUUAUAUUACUGUAAGCUUUUAUCAUCAUACUUAGUUUUAUUUUUAUGCAUUGAAUAAAAUGUUAUUUGGUUUUCUAUAUUAAAACAAUAUCAUCUAUUGUCUUUCAGUUAUAAAUCAUUUUAGCUCAGGGGCAUCUUGAA
Stegostoma tigrinum is the source of this 11269-nucleotide messenger RNA. Its product is annotated as monocarboxylate transporter 2-like. Gene Ontology annotation, molecular function: monocarboxylic acid transmembrane transporter activity. Lineage: Eukaryota; Metazoa; Chordata; Chondrichthyes; Orectolobiformes; Stegostomatidae. The transcript has 6 exons. Gene Ontology annotation, cellular component: membrane. The record is from RefSeq and is a predicted model, not a curated record. Gene Ontology annotation, biological process: transmembrane transport; monocarboxylic acid transport. The coding region runs from base 241 to 1704 and encodes 487 amino acids.